This is a messenger RNA of Didymodactylos carnosus, 2052 nucleotides long. Lineage: Eukaryota; Metazoa; Rotifera; Eurotatoria; Philodinida; Philodinidae. The record is from the annotation of a GenBank genome assembly.
AUGAUUAAUGAAACUGUUGAAUCUAUUAUUCUGAAUCCAGAUAAUAAUGAAAAAGUAUUAACAGUAACAAAUAAUAAUUUAUUAUAUGACGGAAAUAAAAAUCAACUAGUGGACGAGGUUAAAGAUGGUAGUGAAGCGACAAAUAGUGAAAGCAAUAAACAUAGUACACAUCAUCCAACAAGUCCAAGUAAUACAACUGAAGAUGAGGAGGAAGAAGAGGAUGUUCCAUUUGUUGAGGAAAGUCCUGGUUCACGAUGGCAAAAACGACGUGAAACAGUGGCACAACGAGAUAUUCCUGGCAUAGAUGCAUCGUAUUUAGCAAUGGAUACAGAAGAAGGCGUUGAAGUUGUUUGGAAUGAAGUAUUAUUUUCUGAAAAAAAAAUUAGUCCAACGCAACAGUAUAAAGUAAAUGAAGUAUUUAGUAAAUUAAUUGAGUUAAAUCAUCAGAAUAUUGUAAAAUUUCAUGGCUAUUGGCAAGAUCGUACAAAAAUAGAAGAUAAACCACGAGUUGUUUUUAUUACCGAAUAUAUGUCAAGUGGUUCAUUAAAACUUUUUUUAAGAAAAACAAAACGUACAAAACAAGGCAUAAGCAGAAAUUCUUGGCGAAGAUGGUGUAUACAGUUAUUAUCAGCAUUAAAUUAUCUUCAUUCUUGUCAACAACCCAUUAUUCAUGGAAACUUAACAUGUGAUACAAUAUUUAUUCAAAAUACAGGCUUGGUUAAAAUCGGUUCAAUUCAUUAUCUUCAAUUGAAGGCAUUUGAAACACUUGGUCUUGUCGCACCAGAUGUUCUACACCAUCAUGUUAAAAGUAUACCAGAUUCUACGGCAAAAAACUUACAUUUUCAAGCACCAGAAAUGGCUGUGGAAUCAAGUCCAAUAACGACUGCUGUGGAUAUUUAUUCAUUGGGUAUGGUCACACUUGAGAUGAUCAAUCUAGAUUUAGGCGGUAAUGGCGAUACACACGCUAUUACAGAGGAAGUUGUGAAUGAAGCUUUAGAAUCAUUAGAAGAUCCAGUUCAGAAGGAUUUAGUAUUACAAUGUUUAUGCAGUGAUCCAAUAAAACGGCCAACAGCACGUGAAUUAUUAUUCCAUCCAGCAUUAUUUGAAAUACCUUCACUUAAACUUUUAGCUGUACAUUCGUUAGUCGACGAUUUAAGGGGAAAGCCAGAUCGUUCUAUGUCAUCCACGAUACAAGCAUCGGGCGAUAAAAUAUUUGCCGAAAUUCUCCAUAAAGAUGGAUCAAAACCAACUGUUGUUACUUUGAAAGACUGUCCCUCGUUUGAAUUAGAUAAACUUCUUGAAGAUGUUCAAAAUGGUUUAUAUCCAUUAACAGCAUACAGUUUAUUAUUUCCAAGAAAACGUUCUUCAACGGUGGAAAACAUCAGUUUUCAUACUAAUCUAGUUAGUUCAAACAAUAUGCCGAAUACGAAUUCAAAUCCAGAUAUAAUCAACACGUCAACAGCAAAUAAAGCACGUGGGGGAAAUACCAUUGAGCGUUCAUUAUCAUCAGUGAAUGAUGGUGAUCAUCAAAUGCCAUCGAUGACAUCACUAUCAAAUUCAUCAACAGAAACGACAAAAACACAGGUACCCAUUGAUUUCGACAAGGAAAAUCGUCGAAUUAUUGAUAUACAGUGUAAAUUGAAAAUAAAAGAUACUGGAUUAUGCUUGUUAUUCAUUAGUGUUAAAUUCCAAGAUCGUUUACAACGUGAUAUGACAGCGGAAAUAGAUCAAGAUGAAACACCAGACGUUAUUGCCAAAGAAUUGCUUGAGCUUGGACUUAUUCAUGAAAGUGAUUAUGCACGUGUAGAACAAUCGAUUAUAAGAACUUUAAGUACUACUCAACGUAGUAAUGGAACAGGAGGUGAUACAAAUACUAUGGCAAAUGGUGUAACGCUAGAUGGUACUACUGCUACAGGUCAUGCACUACAAUCGGUACAACUGAACACAAACGGACCAGUCGAUAGAGAUACCACAAAUUCUUUGAACUCCCCCUUACCUCGUAAUUGUAUUUUAUCUCGAAAUUUGAUUGCGACCUCAUUACAAUGUAUUUAA